UAUAAUCCAACUUAAAGCCAAAACUAUUUCAUCUAAUCAACAAAAAAGCCUCCUUAAUGCUCAAAUAGAUGCACUCAGCAAGCAAAUCCGCCGGUCUGAACUGGUAGCGCAGGAAAUCACGUCCCUACCCGAUGGCGUAAACACGUAUUGUUCUGUAGGUAGAAUGUAA
Molecule: messenger RNA, 169 nt
Organism: Mesocestoides corti
Lineage: Eukaryota; Metazoa; Platyhelminthes; Cestoda; Cyclophyllidea; Mesocestoididae
Source: the annotation of a GenBank genome assembly